Messenger RNA from Podospora pseudopauciseta, 228 nucleotides. RefSeq lists its product as uncharacterized. NCBI's taxonomy places the organism in Eukaryota, Fungi, Ascomycota, Sordariomycetes, Sordariales, Podosporaceae. The coding region runs from base 1 to 228 and encodes 75 amino acids. The transcript has 2 exons. The record is from RefSeq and is a predicted model, not a curated record.
AUGGGUUGGAUCUUCGGUGACUUGCUGUUCAAGAUGGAAGAACCAAAUGGACACAGCAAACAUGUCCGCCACUACCCCGUCGACAUCCCACACGCCACACCCUUCAACCGCUACCACCACAUUGAACUCACAGACUUUGACCUCCUCAUCGCCGACCUGCUCCAAGACUUCAUGAACCCCCCCCAGCAACUGCCUCCCUUUAUGGCAGGCCCCUCACCCCAUCGAUAA